Messenger RNA from Ictalurus punctatus (channel catfish), 1400 nucleotides. RefSeq names its product liver-expressed antimicrobial peptide 2 (gene leap2). Gene Ontology annotation, biological process: antimicrobial humoral immune response mediated by antimicrobial peptide; defense response to bacterium. NCBI's taxonomy places the organism in Eukaryota, Metazoa, Chordata, Actinopteri, Siluriformes, Ictaluridae. The record is from RefSeq and is marked provisional.
GAGGUGAAGACUGGCAGACUGGGUGUCUCUGUAGUGUCUGGAAAGUAUAUGAGACUGGAGAUAGUGACAGUAGCCACUGUUGCUUGAGGUUACAGAGAGAGUUUGGAGAAAGUUGUGCUAAAACCCAUUUUCUCAACAUGAAAGAGCAACAUCAUUUCAGCAGAAAAGCUGUUGCAGCCUGGUGCUUGGUACUUAUGGUACUCGCCCAACAGGUAGCUCCUAGUCCUGUUAGAGAGAUUGAGGCCGCCUUAGGCUCCUUGCAAGGAGUUCAGAGGUCACUCAGUAGAAUGGCCCGUAUGACACCCCUUUGGAGAAUCAUGGGUACUAAACCCCAUGGGGCAUACUGUCAGAAUAACUAUGAGUGUUCCACGGGAAUAUGCAGGAAAGGACACUGCUCCUUUAGCCAACCUAUAAUUUCCUAAGAGUGGAAAGGCUUACUUCUUCUCCAGCCCAAAUGUCACAGACUGCCCGGAACCUUGCAUUUAAUAGAAUAAAAAAGGGUUUACUUGUUGGUUGGAAGAAAAAGUAAUGUGCAAUUUAAAGGCAGAAAUGUGGCAAGAGUAAAGUUGAUUGUUUAUGUUGAUGGAGGGUAAGGUGAAAUAGUUUUCAUACAAGUAUAUUCGUAUAUGCAUGAAUUCAUAAUACAAGUAAACAUUUUUUCUCCAGUUUAACAACAUAAACCUCAUAACCUACAGUAUAAUACACUACCUGUAUACUACUAUUAUUAUUAUUAUUAUUAUUAUUAUUAUAAUAUUUUAUUUAAUAUUCCAUUUUAUCACACUGUGCAUAUAUAAAAUUUUGGGUGGUGCUUGUGAUGGAUAAAAUCUCGCUACCGCUGGUUAUCUGAACAUGUAUUGAGCCAACCCUUGGUAUUAGAUCAUGUAAUGCCUGGAUGCUGCACAAGUAGAGCUGGCAGCAGGUCGCACGUAUAGUCCAUGCAGACUUUCAACCUGAGUGUCAUUGAACUACAGAUAUCUGUUAGCAGAAAGAGAGAGAAAGUGUGAUUAACAGUGCAAAGAUUAAAGGCCUUAUUUGAAUAAAUGAAGAUACUAUUAAUGUGGUUGCACAGAUGACUUCUCUGUUUCCUUAUGUGCUAAACCUUUUGUGCUUUUUAUUUUUAUUUGGAAAACAUCUUCUGCCUUUUUAUUUUUGAUACAAACCUGACAUUUGGCAUACAUCUCGCAUAACACUGUUAGAAUAUUCAAGAUUCUUCUGCUGGAUAAUCUAUUUAUUAUAUUUGAUUAUUUUGAAUGAAUCAGUGUAUGCUUUUGAGUGACUGAGAAAAUGUUCUGAAACUGUUACCUUAGAUGUGUAUUGACAUUACUGAAUGUGUUUAGUUGCUUUUGUGUAUGCUACAUUUGAUAUCUGAAUGAAACAAUAAUAAAAACUGUUCUAUCAAA